GCAUCCAAAUUUAGCUAUUCUAACUCCUAAAUUCAGUCAUGGGGGACUGGUCUUCAAGUUUUGUUGUUUGUUUCUCUGUAUUUUUCUCAUCCGCCUUAUUCCUCCUACUAAGCCGAUGGAGGUCCAGCUACCGAAAGCUCCCUCCUGGACCACCGGGGUGGCCAAUUAUCGGCAACUUAUUGGAUCUCGGCCACGCAUCACAUCAGACCCUAACCCGCCUCAGAGACAAGUACGGUGACGUUAUAUGGCUCAAGCUUGGAGCUUUGAACACCAUGGUAAAUGUUUCCACUAAAGCGGCUACUGAACUAUUUAAAAACCAUGAUCUCGCCUUCGCCGACCGCACUCUGACCGUGCUCAUGUGUGUCCUGCAGGACUUCCACAAAGUCUCCGUAGCUCUGGCGCCAUACGGUUCGUACUGGCGCAUCAUGAGGCGCCUGGUUUCGACGGACAUGCUGACCGUCAGGCGAAUCAACGAAACCGUCUCUGUACGGAGAAAAUGCCUGGACAAUAUGCUGAUGUGGAUCGAAGAGGAGGCGCGGAGAAAACCAGGACAGGCAAUUCACAUCGCGCGGUUCGUGUUUUUGUUGGGAUUCAAUCUGUCGGGAAACCUGAUGCUGUCGCGUGACUUGGUGGAUCCGCAAUCAAAGGAAGUGUCGGAAUUUUUCGAGGCAGUAAAUAGGGCGAUGGAAACUUUGGGGUAUGCAAACAUGGCUGAUUAUUUUCCAUGGUUGCGGUGGCUUGAUCCACAAGGAUUGGAGAAGAAGAUGAAAAAGAUCCAAGGACAAGUCAUCGAAAUCGCUUCUAAUCUUGUGAGGGAGAGAAUCAAGGAGAAAAAAUGGGCAGCCGGGGAAGAGAGGAAGAAGGAUUUCUUGGAUUUGUUGCUUGAGCAUCGUGGAAAUAGCAAAGAUGAACUAGACAAAUUAUCCGAUCAUGAAGUGACCAUUUUCAUACUGGAAUUUUUUACGGCCGGGGGAGAAACAACAAGCAGCUCAAUUGAAUGGGCGAUGACAGAGCUCCUCCGCCACCCUGAGGUACUGACCAAGGCCAAAGCGGAGCUCGCCGAUGUUGUUGGUCCAAACCGUAAGCUGGAAGAGGCCGACAUUGACAGUCUUCCAUACUUGAACGCGGUAGUAAAGGAAACUCUAAGAUUACAUCCUCCUCUCCCUUUCUUGGUCCCGAGAAAGGCCAUUGAAGACACCAAUUUCAUGGGAUAUAACAUACCCAAAAACACUCAAGUUUUGGUGAAUGUUUGGGCAACUGGAAGGGACCCAAAAAUGUGGGACGAUCCUUGGUCCUUCAAGCCGGAGAGGUUCCUGGGAUUAAAGACCGAUUACAAGGGGCAGAACUUUGAGCUGAUUCCCUUCGGAGCGGGGCGGAGGAUCUGUGCUGGACUGCCAUUGGCUCAUAGAAUGCUCCACCUUGUUUUGGGGUCAUUACUUCACCAUUUUGACUGGGAGCUUGAAAAUGGUAUUACUACGGAAACAGUAAACAUGGAAGAUAGGUUGGCUGUAGCAAUGCGGAAGCUUCAACCAUUGCUAGCAAUUCCCAAAAUCACUGCAACUACAACAUCGACAUAAUUUGACUCGAGUUGGAGCUCCAAUCGAGUAUUAAGAUGGAUGGGAAAUGAUUUGAACAAGGGAAUGAUUAUGAUUAUAAGUAUAAUUCACAACUACAUGUAUUUUUUUU
Molecule: messenger RNA, 1686 nt
Organism: Rubroshorea leprosula
Lineage: Eukaryota; Viridiplantae; Streptophyta; Magnoliopsida; Malvales; Dipterocarpaceae
Source: the annotation of a GenBank genome assembly